Messenger RNA from Paramecium pentaurelia, 1036 nucleotides. The record is from the annotation of a GenBank genome assembly. Lineage: Eukaryota; Ciliophora; Oligohymenophorea; Peniculida; Parameciidae.
AUGAGUAAAAUCCCUAUGCAAGAGAUGAAAUAAUAUUUGGAUUAUAAAAUAGAUUACAAUUCUGAAAUAACUUAAAUGGCAAUGAAGAAAUUGGGAUUGACUUAAAGAGCCUUAUAAAGAAUGAAUUAUUUAGAAUAUAUGACAUCAAAUACUAAUUAAUAAGAUUACUUUUUAUAUUUGCAUGCAAUUGCAAUAAAUAUUAAAAAACUAUAAUAAGAGAUUACCAAAAUGAAUACCAAAGAUAAAUCAAUAGAUUGUACUGAUCCUGGAAAUGUUGAUGAAAUAAUAGCAUUUCUUGAUUAAAGAAUGAUGCAUAAAAACCAUAUUAGUAGCUAACCUUGUGUAACUUCUAAUAGAGAUAGAACACUUGAAAGAGAUGAUACAAUAGUAUGUGAUAUGAAUUCUAAAUAAAAAAUUAUUCGAUUAACAAAUUAAGGAAUUAAAUCUAUUACUGAAAGAAAUACUCUAAAACAUAAUUCUUCAACACAUCAAAAUUCUAUUAUUAAUUCUACUAGUCCUAAUAAAAUCAUUUUGAAAAGUAUUUUAUAAAUUAAUAAAAUUAGAAUUGAUUAUUUCAAAUAAUUAAAGUGUUGCUGAAUUAUUUUAAAAAUAAUAAGCUUCAAUUGAUUCUAGCUCUCUGGAAUAACUUAAUGAAUUAUUACCAAAACAUUAACUAGAUAAAAAUAUUGUCAUAAUGACAGGAAUUAAUAAUAAAAUAAAAGAUCAUCAAUAUCAUAAGAAAUCUAUUGAUGAAUUAAUGUAGAAAAUAUCAAAAUUAAGAAGUAUAUCUUAGUAAUCUAUUGAUUCUGGUAGAUAAUAAUUACCUAACACAAAAAUAAAAUUAACAAAAUAAAAAGAAUAAAAUGUCAUUUCUACAAAAUUAGAAAUGAUGUUAAAAAGAGAAAAAUUAGUUAAACAAGAACCAAUUAAAAUUAAUUAAGUAAAAUUAGGAAAUAUCAUGGGUGUUAUAUCUAAAAUAAGAAAUCAACAAACUAAAUUGAGAAUGUUUCAAUAACUAAAUAAUGAUCUUUUAUGA